Tinamus guttatus (white-throated tinamou) is the source of this 640-nucleotide messenger RNA. The record is from RefSeq and is a predicted model, not a curated record. NCBI's taxonomy places the organism in Eukaryota, Metazoa, Chordata, Aves, Tinamiformes, Tinamidae.
UUAUAUGUCUUUUCUGCUUGUGUUCGUGCCAUCGAGGCUCCAGCAUUGAUACCCAGGGCAGCACUGACUGCAGGUAAGUCAUCAGCUGGGCAACGUGAUGGAUCUCUUCACCACCAGCCUCUCCCUGGCGGGACUGCAGCCUCCAAGUGACAGACAGAUUGACGGCAUCGACCUUUUACCUGCCAUCUUGCAGGGACAGCUAAUUGACAGGCCCAUCUUCUAUUACCGGGGCAACGAGAUGAUGGCCGUGAGAGUCGGGCUUUACAAGGCUCACUACUGGACCUGGAGCAACUCCUGGGAGGAGUACGGCAAGGGCAUCGAUUUCUGUCCUGGGCAGAAUGUCUCUGGAGUGACAACACAUACGAAGGAGGAGCACACCACUCUGCCCCUGCUUUUCCACCUGGGAAGAGACCCUGGAGAAAAGUAUCCGUUAAGCUUUGCCAGCGCUGAGUAUCAAGGAGCUAUGGAGCGAAUAUCUAACGUUGUCCAGCAGCACAAAGCGACCAUGGUGCCAGGACAGCCCCAGCUUAACGUAUGCGACAAGGCCGUCAUGAAUUGGUCUCCCCCUGGCUGUGAGAAGCUAGGAAAGUGCCUGAAACCGCCCGAGUCUGAACCCAAGAAAUGCAUCUGGCCUCACUGA